AUGGAUGGGCAGUGGGAUGUAAUAGUGUCUUCUCUACAAGAUAUAUUCAAUAUUCAUGAUGCAUCAGCUUUUGAGGAUGACGUCAAUGCUAAGCGUGUAAACUUCAAUAACAUGACCUUAGAGCAGUUACAAGAGCAGCUAUUAAGGUUUCAAGAGCAUAGAGAUAAUGUGCUCAAUGGGAGGCGGCUGAUUGGAACUAUGCAGGAGAACUUGGAUACUGUAAUAAAGCUUUUUUCAGCGAAUCAUGAAGCUUCCGGGUCACAAAAUUCCAUGGAAUCAGUGCGAGUUGGUAGGUCAUAUUGGACAAGUAACUUAAAUCCCAAUGAGCCGAUUUACGUCGGUUCGGAGGUGGCCUAUAAGCCUAAGCGCACGGGAGCCGAAGCUGAAUGGUUCCAGUGCGAGGUGACUAAAAUUUCAGCUGAUGGAACGAAGUUCGAAGUCAGGGACCCGGAGCCGGAUGAAUUUGGCCAGCCUGGAGGAGUAUUCAAGUGUAAUUGGAAGGAAAUCCUACUGAUCCCGCCCAGCAACUCCACUAGACAACAGAUACCUAACUAUCCCAGCAGUACCAAAGUCCUGGCUCGAUAUCCGGAGACGACCACCUUUUAUCCUGCCAUGGUUAUAGGAAACAAACGAGAUGGUACCUGUCGACUACGAUUUGACGGUGAAGAAGAAGUCGAUAAAGAGACUGAAGUCGACAGACGUUACGUGCUUCCGUUCCCAGCCGCACGUAGGCCCUGA
Eremothecium cymbalariae DBVPG#7215 is the source of this 738-nucleotide messenger RNA. It is a transcript of the gene SGF29, whose product is annotated as Sgf29p. Bases 1 to 738 code for a protein of 245 amino acids. The transcript has a single exon. Lineage: Eukaryota; Fungi; Ascomycota; Saccharomycetes; Saccharomycetales; Saccharomycetaceae. Gene Ontology annotation, cellular component: SAGA complex. The record is from RefSeq and is a predicted model, not a curated record.